AUGGCCGUGGAGGAAGUAAAGAACGAGCAGUUUAGAAGUGAGCAGGUAGAAAAAAAGCGGAAAAGAGUAAAGACAAGACGAACACGCGUGGAUUGCGAUGCGCAGCCUGCAGUUGAAAUAGAGCAAAAAAGUGUUUCUAUUUCAGAAUUUGUUCUGAACAGCACCAACAUAGACCAUAGAGUAUACAGAGAUAUCCUUAUAAAUAGAAGAAACGGAGAGCGCGUGUCAUCGCUGAAUCCAAUUAAAUAG
Nematocida major is the source of this 249-nucleotide messenger RNA. RefSeq lists its product as uncharacterized. Bases 1 to 249 code for a protein of 82 amino acids. The record is from RefSeq and is a predicted model, not a curated record. The transcript has a single exon. Lineage: Eukaryota; Fungi; Microsporidia.